Molecule: messenger RNA, 3674 nt
Organism: Salvelinus namaycush (lake trout)
Lineage: Eukaryota; Metazoa; Chordata; Actinopteri; Salmoniformes; Salmonidae
Product: potassium/sodium hyperpolarization-activated cyclic nucleotide-gated channel 2-like
Exons: 8
Coding region: 1-3042 (1013 amino acids)
Biological process (GO): transmembrane transport; potassium ion transport
Cellular component (GO): membrane
Molecular function (GO): voltage-gated potassium channel activity
Source: RefSeq, a predicted model, not a curated record
AUGCAAGGCGAAGAGUCCGCACCUUGUGCUCCUACAGGCGCCACAACCUGUGCUCUAUUGUGCCAGGGAGAUGCUGCUGCCCGUGGCGGCUCGUACUAUAGGGCUGGAGGGGACUCAGCCACAGGAUCAGCGGUAACCGGGUUGGCUACUUGUUGGACAGGUGAAGGCACUACCGGUGUGAUAUGCAACAACAACGGAGAUUGCAGAAGGGACCCCAACAUUUCAGGGAGCCUGUCCUCCAUUGUCUCUAGGCAGGAGAAACAGACAGGUGGAAUAGUUGCAGCGGACAACGGGAAAAGGCCAACUAGAUGUAAUUCCAGAGUCGCCAGCAUGGACGGUUCGAUCACCUCAGCCGGGUCCUUAGCACAGGGGCAAGGGCCCGAGGUGGCCGGGGCCACAACUACUGGCAAUGAGAAAAAGGACUCCAGAGUUUCCUUCUCAAGUGCCCCUAAUAGAAAAGCAUCGUCCUCUGUGCAGAACCAACAGAACAGGAAUUCUCUCCCAUUUUUUAAAUCUGAGGAUGGACACCAGAUUGUGCCAGAUGAUGGGGAACCGCAGGACAAUCGGACUUAUAUGCAGCGCCAAUUUAGUUCCAUGCUUCAGCCUGGAGUUAAUAAAUUUUCACUGCGUAUGUUUGGGAGCCAAAAAGCGGUGGAAAAGGAACAAGAGCGCGUCCAAUCGGCCGGUAAUUGGAUUAUUCAUCCAUACAGCGAUUUCAGGUUCUACUGGGAUUUCACCAUGCUGAUGUUCAUGGUGGGCAACCUCAUCAUCAUCCCCGUGGGGAUCACCUUCUUCAAGGACGAGACCACCGCGCCCUGGAUCAUCUUCAACGUGGUCUCUGACACCUUCUUCCUCAUGGACCUGGUCCUCAACUUCCGCACAGGCAUUGUAUUUGAGGACAACACCGAGAUCAUCCUGGACCCCAGGAAGAUCAAGAGGACGUACCUAAAGACCUGGUUCUUGGUGGACUUUGUCUCCUCCAUCCCUGUGGAUUAUAUCUUCCUGAUCGUUGAGAAGGGGAUCGACUCUGAGUUGUAUAAGACGGCCAGAGCCCUGAGGAUCCUACGCUUUACCAAGAUCCUCAGUCUGCUGAGGCUGCUCAGGCUGUCCAGGCUCAUCCGCUACAUCCACCAAUGGGAAGAGAUAUUCCAUAUGACCUAUGACCUGGCCAGUGCAGUGAUGCGUAUCUUCAACCUGAUUGGUAUGAUGCUGCUGCUGUGUCACUGGGAUGGUUGUUUGCAGUUCCUGGUUCCCAUGCUGCAGGACUUCCCCCAAGACUGUUGGGUCUCUCUCAACAAGAUGGUGAACGACUCAUGGAGCGAGCUGUACUCCUUUGCCCUGUUCAAGGCCAUGAGUCACAUGCUGUGUAUCGGUUACGGGCGCCAAGCCCCAGAGAGCAUGUCUGAUAUCUGGCUGACCAUGCUCAGUAUGAUCGUGGGCGCCACCUGCUAUGCCAUGUUCAUUGGCCAUGCCACCGCCCUCAUCCAGUCCCUGGACUCAUCCCGGCGCCAGUACCAGGAGAAGUACAAACAAGUGGAGCAGUACAUGUCUUUCCACAAACUGCCGGCUGACUUCCGACAGAAAAUCCAUGACUACUACGAACACAGAUACCAGGGCAAGAUGUUUGAUGAGGAGAGCAUCCUGGAGGAGCUUAAUGAACCACUGCGGGAGGAAAUUGUCAACUUCAACUGCCGUAAGCUGGUGGCAUCCAUGCCCCUGUUUGCCAAUGCCGACCCCAACUUUGUGACAGCCAUGUUGACCAAGCUCCGCUUCGAGGUCUUCCAGCCCGGAGAUUACAUCAUCAGGGAGGGCACCAUCGGCAAGAAGAUGUACUUCAUCCAACACGGUGUGACCAGCGUGCUGACCAAAGGAACUAUGGGCAUGAAGCUUUCUGAUGGAUCCUACUUUGGAGAGAUCUGUCUGUUGACCCGAGGCAGACGGACGGCCAGUGUGCGGGCGGACACGUACUGCCGUCUCUACUCCCUGUCUGUGGAUAACUUCAAUGAGGUGCUGGAGGAGUACCCAAUGAUGAGACGAGCCUUCGAGACUGUGGCCAUCGACCGACUGGACCGGAUAGGGAAGAAGAACUCAAUCCUAAUGCACAAGGUUCAGCAUGACCUCAACUCGGGUGUCUUCAACAACCGAGAGAAUGAAAUUAUCCAAGAGAUUGUGAAAUAUGACCGUGAGAUGGUGCAGCAGGUGGACAUGCAGAGGCCUCGUGCCAUGUCCAUGUCCAACCCCCCCACGCACGGGGGCAUCUUCGCUCCUCCAGCCCCACCUCAGAGCUCAGCCAUCGCCACCCUCCAGCAGGCUGUGGCUAUGAGCUUCUGUCCCCCCAUGGCAGGCCCUCUGGUAGGGGCCGGGGCCCUGCAGUCACCCCGGAUGGUACGGAGGUUCCAGGUGAUGCAGAGCAUGUCAGCCUCCCCUCCUCCCCAGACUGAGCAGACCAUGCAGCCCCAGCUACACGCCGGUGGUGCCUUCGCCUCCGCCCUCUCCAGCCCCCCCAUCCAGAGCCCCCUAGCUGCUGGGGGACGGACAUUCCAGUACGGCCCCUCUUCUGGCUCCCAGCUCUCCCUGGUCCAGCAGAUCGUGCCCAGCCCCCCUCACCGGCCCAACACCCAUAACAGCACCCGCUCUCUGCACAUGGGCAGUCUGAGUCAGGACGCCAGGGCACUGUCUGCCUCUCAGCCCUCUCUGCCCCAAGGAGGGGCUCAACCCGUGGCCCCGAGCCCACCACAGUCCAACCGUGUUUCCUCAACCUCCAUUGGGCCACCUCAGACCCCCCCGGGCUCUGUGGGGCUCAGGAGCGCUGUGACACAUAGGAUGGUGCUGCCCCACCAGAUGUCUGUGGGGGCGUUUCCUCUAGCCUCCCUCCCGGGGACUCUGACAUCGCUGGGGACAGGCAUGGGUGCGGGUAUGGGAGUGGGCAUGGGAGCAGGCUUGGCGCCAGCCCUGCCAGACUCAGGUUUACCCAAAAAGGACUCCAAAGCCAGCCACCCUGAGACAGACCAUGUCAGAUCGAGGCUAUCUUCCAAUUUGUGACCAUUAUUAGAUUUCUGCAGAGCCAGGGGUUUUUGGUUGUGGGAACUGUGGAAGAUUUCGUCCUUCUACCCAAUAAUCUCCCCUCUCCCUGUCACGUGGUUCUGAAUAUGACUAUAAGAAUGUAUGCUGUGGGACCUUGGAGAGGGAGCGGGAGACCGUAGCUGAAAGACAAUGUAUGACUAACAAUAUAGUUAUUAUCAGAGGUGGGAUGUUUCUACUCCACCCACAGACAUAGAUAGUAGAUACCGGCCGUACGUAGUAGUAGCACCUUCUCCCCACAUCUCUCCUUUAUUUACUCUCUUUACUGUAACCAUAUUCAACAUAAAUAGCACGCAUCUCUCACCCAUUAUCUAUAUAGUCGAACAAUACAAACUGGCAGGGACAAGAAGAAAAUCAGGAACCUGCUUCAGAUGACAACGAUGACAACAACGCUUUGCAGAAGUUGUUCUGGGAUUUCCUCUUUUCUCUAUGGACUGGUUUUAACAAAAGUUCUACUCAUGUCACUGUAAUAUUGUUUCAGAAAACAAGAAAAUGUUUUUUUUAGACCAUGUCUUAAAUUAUUGCUUUUUUUUUUUUACAGGUUGGGCUUAAACAAAAUGUUGCAUUGUAUUAAUGGGAUGAAUAAUAUAUUU